This is a messenger RNA of Sesamum indicum (sesame), 2268 nucleotides long. Its product is annotated as putative galacturonosyltransferase 9. NCBI's taxonomy places the organism in Eukaryota, Viridiplantae, Streptophyta, Magnoliopsida, Lamiales, Pedaliaceae. Gene Ontology annotation, molecular function: polygalacturonate 4-alpha-galacturonosyltransferase activity. The record is from RefSeq and is a predicted model, not a curated record.
AAAUGCACAUCAGAUAAAACAGACCAAAGACCCACCGACGCCGACGCGGGUCGGACCAGUAGUCCCUCACUCUUCCUCUACUCCUCGUAGCUUUACACUCCAGAUCUCACAAACGCGCAUCAGUUUGACCAACAGUACGUACAAAUUCAUCUGUUUCUAGACACCAACUGCUCAUAUCCACUACACAUUCGGAGUUUGAUUUUGUGGUGCAGUAAAUCAGUGAUCACCACAUUCGGAGAGGAUUGUUCGGAUUCGUGUUUGCAGAGUAGGGUGAUUAUUGAUUGAUUUGUCCGGGGAUAAUCGUGAUGGCGGUGGCGGUUCGGGGCGGGCGGAUCGGAUCGGGUGGUGGAUCCGUGCUCCGAAGCUUCUUCAGCUACCGGAUCUUUGUUUCCGCCAUGUUCACGCUCCUCUUUCUCGCUACUCUCUCCGUCCUGCUCUCCUCUCAUCCGUCUCAUAAAGACGCUGUCGUGGAAGCUGCAGGAAAUGCUCAUGUACGGCGAUCUUUUCUAGCAUGGCAGUCAGAUCCAGUGAAGACUAGGUUAGAAUUGAUACAUAACCAGGCAAAUAAUCAUAUUGCCUUAGUUAAUGCAUAUGCUACAUAUGCGAGGAAGCUCAAACUCGAAAUAUCCAAGCAGCUUAAGAUGUUUGAUGAUUUGGCCAAGAAUUUCUUGGACCUUCAAUUGAAGCAGACCUAUCGCACUGCAUUGUUUGAAACUGAAGGAGCAGUUGAUGAGGAUGUGUUGAGGCAAUUUGAGAAAGAGGUAAAGGAUAAAGUCAAGAUAGCUAGGUCAAUGAUUGCAGAGGCCAAGGAGUCCUAUGACAAUCAGUUAAAGAUUCAGAAAUUGAAAGAUACAAUCUUUGCUGUGAAUGAAUUGCUAUUGAAAGCCAAGAAGAAUGGGGCAUUCACCAGCUUGAUUUCUGCAAAAUCGACUCCCAAGAGUUUGCAUUGUCUUGCGAUGCGUCUUCUGGAGGAGAGGAUUGCACAUCCUGAAAAGUAUAAGGAUGAUGAGCCCAAGCCUGAGUUUGAGGACCCAACUUUAUAUCAUUAUGCUUUAUUCUCAGACAAUGUGAUUGCAAUAUCUGUGGUGGUAAACUCUGUUGUUAAGAAUGCAGAGGAGCCAUGGAAACAUGUUUUCCAUGUUGUUACUGAUAGGAUGAAUUUUGCUGCUACUAAGGUUUGGUUUAAGAUGAGGCCAAUACAAGGGGGAGCGCAUAUUGAGAUCCAUGCAGUGGAUAAUUUCAAGUUCUUAAAUUCCUCAUAUGCACCAGUACUCAGGCAACUUGAAUCUGCGAACUUGCGGAAGUUUUACUUUGAAACCAUGGCAGAGAAUGCCACUAAAGAUGUGAACAACAUGAAAUUUAGAAAUCCCAAGUAUUUAUCAAAGCUCAAUCACCUCCGUUUCUACUUGCCUGAACUGUACCCAAGGCUGCACAAGAUUCUCUUUUUGGAUGACGAUGUUGUAGUUCAGAAGGAUUUGACGGCCUUGUGGAAAAUCGAUAUGGAUGGAAAGGUGAAUGGUGCUGUCAAUACCUGCUUUGGGCCAUUCCAUCGCUUGUCUGAAUAUUUAAACUUUUCUCAUCCUCUCAUCAAAGAGAAAUUUAAUCCGAGAUCUUGUGCCUGGGCAUUUGGUAUGAAUAUGUUUGACCUUGAUGCUUGGCGACGGGAAAAAUGCACCGAGCAAUAUCAUUAUUGGCAGAAUCUGAACGAGGACCGUACAUUAUGGAAACUGGGGACGCUACCGGCUGGGCUCAUUACUUUCUACUCAACAACGAAGUCAUUGGACAAAGCAUGGCAUGUUCUGGGGCUUGGAAUCAAUCCGAGUAUCAGUAUGGAGGAAAUUGACAAGGCUGCCGUCAUCCAUUUCAGUGGAGACAUGAAGCCGUGGCUGGAUAUCGCCAUGAACCAUUACAAGCAUCUAUGGACAAAGUACAUCGAUAAUGAAAUGGAAUUUUUGCAAAUGUGCAAUUUUGGCAUGUAACGGAGCACUCCUCCUGCUUAGCAAGCACAAAGUGACAAAACACAUGACGCAUAGCUAUCUGCUGAAGUAAAGCCUUUCUGAUCAUUCAUUGUAAGUCGUAAUUUUCAGAACAAAGGUUCUAAGUUUUACUCUCCCACGAAAUUUUGUCUCCAUUACUUCCUGUUGUUCUGUAUUUUAUUACAAUGGAGUGACCUGAAACCCAAACUGUCUUUUAUAUGCACAUAAACAUAUUCUUUGUACAAGAAACAGCCAUAGUGACUCAGAAAAUCGAGUGUGUUUUCUAUCAUAA